Messenger RNA from Brachypodium distachyon (stiff brome), 732 nucleotides. RefSeq names its product 40S ribosomal protein S20. Lineage: Eukaryota; Viridiplantae; Streptophyta; Magnoliopsida; Poales; Poaceae. Gene Ontology annotation, biological process: translation. The transcript is spliced from 3 exons. The record is from RefSeq and is a predicted model, not a curated record. Gene Ontology annotation, molecular function: structural constituent of ribosome. The coding region runs from base 109 to 492 and encodes 127 amino acids. Gene Ontology annotation, cellular component: cytosolic small ribosomal subunit; ribosome.
AGCUCCCGCAAAACCUAGACUUCCCCAGCGCCGCCGCCGCCUCCUCCCUCGCCUCGCAAAACCCUAGCCCGCGGCUCUCCUCUCUUCCCCGCCACCCACCAACCAACCAUGGCGUCCGAGCUGGCGUACGCGCCGCCGAUGAAGUCCGGCAAGGCCGGGUUCGAGGGCGUGCAGGAGGUGCAGCACCGGAUCCGCAUCACCCUCUCCUCCAAGAGCGUCAAAAACCUCGAGAAGGUGUGCUCCGAUCUGGUGAAGGGAGCCAAGGACAAGCAGCUGAGGGUGAAGGGCCCCGUGAGGAUGCCCACCAAGGUGCUCAACAUCACCACCAGGAAGUCCCCUUGUGGAGAAGGUACCAACACCUGGGAUCGGUUUGAGAUGCGUGUGCACAAGAGGGUGAUCGACCUUGUCAGCUCUCCUGAUGUUGUCAAGCAGAUCACCUCAAUCACCAUUGAGCCCGGUGUCGAGGUUGAAGUGACCAUCAGCGACCAGUAGUUAUGUUGUCCAGCGUCUUUUAUCUUUUUACAAGGGUGAAGAGACACCAUCGAUCAAGAUAUUUUUGAAGUUUGUAGUAUGAGAACUGGUUUUGUAUGACUAGGUUCUUUGCAUCGUGAUUCUGAGUACCUAUCGACCUAAGUUAUCGAUCAAUUUUAGCUCUCUGGUGUGUUCGAAUGGAUGUUCAUACUUGGCUCGCUGUUGAUCUAUAUGAUUUGUGAUUUGGAGCUUUUUUGUGCA